This is a messenger RNA of Lemur catta (Ring-tailed lemur), 919 nucleotides long. RefSeq names its product histone H2A type 1-D. Gene Ontology annotation, cellular component: nucleosome. Gene Ontology annotation, molecular function: protein heterodimerization activity; structural constituent of chromatin; DNA binding. Bases 106 to 498 code for a protein of 130 amino acids. NCBI's taxonomy places the organism in Eukaryota, Metazoa, Chordata, Mammalia, Primates, Lemuridae. The record is from RefSeq and is a predicted model, not a curated record. The transcript has a single exon.
AAUUUACAAUUCGGCCUGCAAGUAUAAUUGCUUCUCAUCUGCAAAGGAAAUUCAUAUCUGCAUUUCUAUCUUCUUUGCUAAGCAGUUUUUUGUCAGCAUCUGAAAAUGUCUGGACGCGGAAAGCAAGGUGGGAAGGCUCGCGCCAAGGCUAAGACUCGCUCUUCUAGGGCUGGUCUUCAGUUUCCCGUAGGCCGAGUUCACCGUUUGCUGCGUAAAGGCAACUACUCCGAACGGGUGGGAGCCGGAGCGCCAGUGUAUCUAGCGGCAGUGCUGGAGUACCUAACCGCUGAGAUCUUGGAAUUAGCAGGCAACGCAGCCCGGGACAACAAAAAGACGCGUAUCAUUCCGCGCCACCUUCAGCUGGCUAUCCGCAACGACGAAGAGCUCAACAAACUGCUGGGCAAAGUCACUAUCGCCCAGGGUGGUGUCCUGCCCAACAUCCAGGCGGUGCUGCUGCCCAAGAAAACUGAAAGCCACCACAAAGCCAAGGGCAAGUAAAUUCAGAAAAUAAGUGCUUUGGAUCUUACUUAACAAGUCAUUCUUAACCAAAGGCUCUUUUCAGAGCCACCCAUGUAUUCAUUAAAAGGGCUUGCAUUUUUUCUCCGUUAGUUGCUAGUUUACAACAUGGAAUUAGAUGUCCACUAAAACAAACGUGAGGGUAACAGUGCAACUUAAGGUUGCUAUAACUAAACUUAAGCAAGUUAAACAAGAGGUGGGGAGAAAGCUUGCACUACAGGUAAUUUAAAUACAUUAGCAGCUGGCCCUUCGGAUUUCCAAGCUAUUAAAAGAUGGUAGAAAUACUGGUUAAGCAUAGCGGUUGAUAAGUAGUCAACAUCCAAAUCUAAUGAAGCACUAAGACCACACUUUGUUAUCUUUGCAUCUUAAUGGGAUCACCUGAAGGCUAUAAGGGUUUUUGGGU